Molecule: messenger RNA, 669 nt
Organism: Haemonchus placei
Lineage: Eukaryota; Metazoa; Nematoda; Chromadorea; Rhabditida; Trichostrongylidae
Source: the annotation of a GenBank genome assembly
UCGAAUUUGAGUCUCAGUUCACUGGUCCAGUUUUAUGGUGAAGGUCCAAACAAUGAUUCUUUGAAACAUGUAUUUCUACUCACUACAAACGCUCUUAAUAAGCUGACGCUCAAUAUGUCAAACUAUACCCUGCCAGUGAAUGGUGGACUGCUUCCCGAUAGCAGUAGUUGUCCAGCUGAUUGCUUAACGAGCUUAACAGCGUAUAUGAACGAGAAAGAAAAGACUGUGGUAAUGUUGCGUCCGACAGAUGUGGUAAACUUUCCCGGCUUUUCUAUUAUGGGUAUUGAUGCGAUAUACUGCACAACAAACGAAGGAUACUGUGGAGCAAAUGUGCCUGUCUACCUCUAUCAUUCCGCUACAGACAAAGACUACUACAUUGGACUUGCAUCUGAGAAUCGCUCAAAUUAUGCUGUCCAGAAUUCGGGGAAGCCACAUUGUUUUAUGUGGUCGAAUGUCAAGCAAGAGAAGCAGACUAAGAAGGUCCUCCAGAUUCUGGCCUAUUGCUCUCGCUGGCGUUGUCUUGCUUGGAGCCGUGGUGCUCACUGUGGUGAGUCGGAACUUUGUUCGCUUCCCGGAAACGUUUGCCAGCAUCGUGUCCGAAGCUGUGGUCAUUUGUUAGUAAUCCCUGCAACAGCUGUAUGUGAUAUGAUUUCUGGUAGAGGAGUUUGA